Molecule: messenger RNA, 789 nt
Organism: Planococcus citri (citrus mealybug)
Lineage: Eukaryota; Metazoa; Arthropoda; Insecta; Hemiptera; Pseudococcidae
Exons: 8
Coding region: 101-703 (200 amino acids)
Source: RefSeq, a predicted model, not a curated record
GUAGGUAUAUAAUAGGUACAUAACUCGUGCAUGCGUGGCAUCAAUAGAAAAACGACUGAGCUAUCGUUUAAAACUGCGAUUAAUAUCAAUAAUAUCUAAAAUGCCUUGUGGUUCUUCAACUCUUUACCUUUUGUUAAUUGUAAUAAUACAUCAAUCGCAAGGUGAAAAUUUACAGGAGAAUUCAGAACGAAAUACAGAUUUGUUGACCUGCUACAAAAGUGUAACUUUGGAACUAUUUGGAAAUUUAAAAAACAUUCUUCAAAGGCCUUACGGACAAAUAGCAGAAAAUGAAUUCAAAUCAAGCGUUGAGUCAAGAUUGAAAACUUUAUCCUUACUUUUGUCCAAUGAAAAACGUUUAGAUGAUCUAGUAUUUAGGAGAAAACUACAAGAAAUGGAACGAACAGCUGAGAUCGGAUUCAUAUUUAUUUCCCGGCGGUUGAAAUUUUCCUGCACCGACGAAAAACAAAACCAGCUGCUAAAAUAUAUAGCAAAUUUUAAAGAACAUAAAGCUAAAUGCGGUGAUCAUGAUUACCUCACCAAUUCCCCAAUGAUUUUGGUUUUGGAAAAAACGUGUCCACAAAGAGGGACAAAAGGUUAUGCGGAAAAUGAACCCUCGAGUAGGUUAGCCGAGUGGAAAAACAGUGGUUAUGUAGAUCAAGUAAGUAAAGAAUUGAAAAACAAAGUCCAACUUUUAAAUAAUUGAGGAUUACAGUUUCGAUGCUUUGAAUGUAAAUGUUUAGCAUAAUAUGUAAAAUUAAUUAGGUAGAAAUAAAUGUUUUUCAAAUGUCA